CGAUCGGUUGUGUUUUUGCGUGCGUUAAGAUCAACUACAUUCAGGGCAAUUGCGCGUUUCGAUCGUGAUCUUGGAGUUAAACAGUUAAAAGUGUGCAAGUAAGCAAAAGUUAAUUCUUCUUUCGUGAUCAAAAGUAAUUUGAUGAAGAACUCCGUUUUGUGGAGUGAGUUUUUUGUGACUAGUGCCUUGUGAUAGAGCAAAGUUGACUGAAAAAAUGAAUUUGGGUAACGUUGAAAUAUUCGGCAACAUCGAUACCUCCGGAAUGUUGUCGUCUUCCCAAUCCGACGGUUUAGGAGCACUGGUAGGACUGAGUACCGCGGACUUCUUUCAAACGGAUGGCAUGCCGACCGACGAUUGCAACAUUUUUAAAUGGGAGCCGAACUCAAACUUCUUGCCAAAUAUGUGUCCAGAGGAUGCCAAUUGUUUUGAUACAAAAUCAUCACCGAAUUUUCUAGCAAACACAUACUACGGCGACCAUGUUACUAAGGCACCGUCACUAGAUGAGUUCAACCAUGAGGCCUACAAUUUGAACGUUAGUAUGUUGGGAGCAGCAGGGGAAGGGUCAGGGUCUAACUGUGGGCCCAAUUACUAUUAUUCUACGGAGCUGCAGAAACUGUUCGUGAAGAAGAAGCAUUCCUUUACCGUGGAUGUAUCAUACAGCAACGUCUCAAACGAACGGCUCUUUUUGCGUGUUAUGCUGUUAUGCUCGGCUCCGCACGAAAAACAUCGAACAAUCUCUCGGUGCCCUCACGAUAUGUCCACGGACUCAGUGAGCCAAAAUGUACACGAGCAUGUUGUGCGUUGCCAAGACCCAUCGCCCCUCUAUGUGGGCAAAACAGGCGGUAGUGCAUUCCAAGAUCGCUUGGCCGUGAUCAUCAGUCUCAGCGGCACUGGUCAUGGUUUAAGCGUUCCCGUUUCUUUAGAGUUCCACUGCCAGAAUUCUUGUCCAACCAUUGGAAGGCGCGCUACUGCACUGGUCUUUACGUUGGAAAAUGAUCGAUGCGAUAUCUACGGACGAAAGACGAUGAACGUAAAGAUCUGCAGCUGCCCAAAGCGAGACAAAGAUAAAGAAGAGAAAAACCGAACUGGCACCAAACGUAAAAAUGCCACCGAGUCGGUUGUUGACGAACAGCCACCACGAAAGUUAACGCGCCAAUCAAGCGUCACGUCUUCGCGUGAUAAACCUACUGGCACAAGCCAGUGUAAUUCUCCGGUGCCAACGUCCUCCACGGCGGCAAUGACUCGUAUCAAGAAGGAAAACGAGGGAUCACUUUCCCGCACAAGUAGCAACCUAUCGACAAGUUCCUCCUUUUUGGAGAAUGAUGCUGCUAGCGUUACACUGAACUUACGAUUGCCGAACAUUGCUAUGGCUGUCGAUGUGGCGGAAUAUGCAUUCAUGAAGGUGGCCGCUUACUUGGUUCGCUGCAAAAACGACGUGGACGAAUACACUCGGUACAGCAACUAUCUCUCCCACUAUCGCCGUGUAAAGAGUAAGUACGCUCAGAAGUAAUAGGAUGUGAUUCGUCAUUCUAUUUUAAUACUUCUAGCUUUUUCAUUUUAUCAACUGUUUAAUUUUAUGAAUUCGAUUUACACGGUCCAGUUUUCUAACUCCGCUUGGGGUUAGGAAAUAUUAUUUUUAAGUUUUUUCAAUAUUCCACCACGACGAUUCCUCGUUUCAUUUGUCCAACUUAUCCUCAAAACAGUUCCAAACGGGAUCCAUACUUAUCUGAAUCUGUGGGUUGAUACGUUUUUGUUCAUAUUUAGAAAGUAGUAACGCCUUUGGUAAAGGCCCACAUGCCAUUCGAGACCGUGGGUCGGACUGAUCGCUAGAUGGAACUGUAUAGUACAAAUGAACACGACGAAGAAAACAUAAUCAAAACAAUGUAAAAUAAUUGCAAUGCAAAUGGAUUUCUCUGAACUCUGCAAGUCGAAAAAAGGCAAGAUGCCAAAGACUGAUAUGAAAAGAGCAAAAUAAGUGCCAAAAGAAAAAAUAUGAAAUCAAUGCCAAAAAAUAAAUCGGCAUAAAAGAGCCAAAAGCAUAUAUAUGGCCACAAGAAAGGAAAAAAAAAUUAAAAAAGAAAAUCAAAACAAAAUUGGCAAAAAA
Molecule: messenger RNA, 2104 nt
Organism: Anopheles bellator
Lineage: Eukaryota; Metazoa; Arthropoda; Insecta; Diptera; Culicidae
Product: cellular tumor antigen p53-like
Exons: 6
Coding region: 215-1510 (431 amino acids)
Biological process (GO): regulation of transcription by RNA polymerase II; apoptotic process
Cellular component (GO): nucleus
Molecular function (GO): RNA polymerase II cis-regulatory region sequence-specific DNA binding; DNA-binding transcription factor activity, RNA polymerase II-specific
Source: RefSeq, a predicted model, not a curated record